Cornus florida is the source of this 622-nucleotide messenger RNA. RefSeq lists its product as uncharacterized. The record is from RefSeq and is a predicted model, not a curated record. NCBI's taxonomy places the organism in Eukaryota, Viridiplantae, Streptophyta, Magnoliopsida, Cornales, Cornaceae. The transcript is spliced from 2 exons. The coding region runs from base 39 to 407 and encodes 122 amino acids.
GGUGUCGUAAAUUAGUAAUAAACUAAAGAUAGAGAAAGAUGCAGUGCUACAUAGACCUUAGAUAUAUUGUCCCGCCAUUGAUGAACCUCCUCUUCUUCCUCCUACGUCAACCGUACUCAUCAAAAUCAUCUCAUUGCUUCUCAUUAAUUGUUCUUGCCAUCCUCAUAUUGAUUUUCCUCCUCACCUCCAUCAAACUACCACUCACUAUUACAGUUGCUACCGAUGCCAUUCGUUUACGAGCUGGAGACUUCUCGGCAGCUGUGGUUUUACAAUCCUUUCCUACUGUCAACGCCAUCGUCUUCACCCAAGAACAAGCAGCUCCUCCAGUUGAAAUCGAAUUUUUUGAUAUUGCAGGGUACCACAUGCAGGAGCAGCCAAGCUUUGGAAGCGACUAUAGUUGUGAUUGACGGACGUCUAUCGGCAAUGAUGAACCCAUAAAAGUUACAAUAUAUAUAUGUGUGUGUGUGUGUGUUCUUAGAUAUGUAUGUCUGUGUGUGUACAAUGUGCCAUAUCAAAUAUUUAUGCUUUAUUCAGUUAAAAUGUCUCUGUAUAAAUGAUUGCUUCAUUGAAGAGUUUGCUUAAGGAAUUGUUUUGUUGGAUGCAGCUAAAUCCUUAUUAAAAA